AAGAAGAAGAAAGAGAAUAAAGUGUGAAAUGCCAAUUUGAUGUUCACAUCUCAUUUGCUGGCUUGUCUGCCUGGUUUUUAUUUUGUUCUACUACCUCUCCCUUCCACGAUCCCUUCAUUUUCCAACUAAUUUUCACAUUUUAAAUAAAAAAAAACUGAAAAUUUUCUUCACUCUCUCUCUCCAACUCUCUAGGGAUCCACACAAAAUAAUUAAGACCCUCCCCUUGCUGAGCUACACUUACCGUCCUCAUCAUUUCCCUCUCUCUCUCGUACCACGACUGCCUUUCCAAAACGGAUUAUUGCUGAAGUUGUUGAAAACUCUUGGAUAUCAUAUGCACAAAGAUGGAUUACUUAUAAAAAUUUGAGUGAUACAAAGAUUUGGGGUUAUCACUUACAACCACAUAGAAAAUGGCUCCAGCUAACAAGGCUGAAAGAAAGGCAGUUGUAGAUGCGUCUGCCUGGAUGUUCAAUGUUGUCACUUCUGUUGGAAUUAUUAUUGUCAAUAAAGCCUUGAUGGCUACUUAUGGUUUCAGUUUUGCCACAACAUUAACUGGUUUGCAUUUUGCUACCACAACCUUGAUGACAGCUGUUCUAAGAUGGUUAGGAUACAUUCAAUCUUCUCACCUACCCAUGGCUGAGCUUUUGAAAUUUGUUUUAUUUGCAAACUUCUCUAUUGUUGGAAUGAACGUUAGUCUGAUGUGGAACUCUGUGGGAUUUUAUCAGAUUGCAAAGCUCAGUAUGAUUCCUGUAUCCUGUUUUUUGGAAGUUGUGAUGGACAAGAUUCGGUACUCCAGAGACACAAAGCUGAGCAUAGCUGUUGUUCUUCUGGGCGUUGGUGUUUGUACUGUGACCGAUGUGAGUGUUAAUACCAAGGGUUUCAUAGCUGCCUUCAUUGCAGUUUGGAGUACGUCUCUGCAGCAGUAUUAUGUACAUCACCUUCAGCGAAGGUACAACCUUAGUUCCUUCAACCUACUGGGACACACUGCUCCUGCCCAGGCUGGAACACUGCUGCUAUUAGGACCAUUUCUGGAUUAUUGGUUGACAAGCCAGAGAGUUGAUGCCUAUAAUUAUAAUAUAGUAUCUAUUAUGUUUAUAUUACUUUCAUGUACUAUAGCAGUUGGAACCAACCUCAGCCAAUUCAUCUGCAUUGGCAGAUUUACUGCAGUGUCUUUCCAAGUACUUGGCCAUAUGAAGACAAUCCUCGUAUUGAUUAUGGGAUUCUUUUUCUUCGGAAAAGAAGGCCUCAAUCUACAUGUGGUUCUGGGCAUGAUCAUAGCAGUGGCUGGAAUGAUUUGGUACGGAAAUGCUUCAUCUAAGCCUGGUGGGAAAGAGCGUCGCAGCCUAUCUCUUCCUACAAUCCGACAACAAAAGCCCAGCAAUUUAUCGGAUUCUAAUGAACAUGAUUCGAAAGUUUGAUUCUCCUCCAUGUAGGUAAGUUAAAAGCAUACAAGGUUAGCUGAUUUCAGAAAGCUAUUGGUUUUAUCGAUAUGAUUAGAAGAAAAAAAACAGCCUUAGUUUUAAUGAUUUUUAUAGCUCUUUAUUCUUUGGUAUUGGGUUCACUUUGAGGGUAUGGAUUAUUUUCUGAUAGGAUUUAGAUGCUUUUGAAAUUUGCUUUUCAUAUUGAGUAAUAUAAUUUAUAUAAAUUUUUGUCAUGCA
Molecule: messenger RNA, 1655 nt
Organism: Gossypium arboreum
Lineage: Eukaryota; Viridiplantae; Streptophyta; Magnoliopsida; Malvales; Malvaceae
Product: UDP-rhamnose/UDP-galactose transporter 6
Exons: 6
Coding region: 408-1415 (335 amino acids)
Cellular component (GO): Golgi apparatus
Molecular function (GO): UDP-galactose transmembrane transporter activity; antiporter activity
Source: RefSeq, a predicted model, not a curated record